UAAGAGGUUGCUAACAGGUUAGCUGAAGUUAGGUGAUCUGUCCGUCUCAAGUUUUACAGGAAAGUGAAAAACUAAAUUAUUUCAAAAACUUUCAUUAUUUUUAAAGGAACAUAUAUAAAGUUUAAAUAUACGCCAUAUGGUGCCUGUUUUUCAGAAUGAGGCCAAUAUUAGUUAGCAAACUUCUGACUAUUUUAACCAGCUACCGUUAGCAGCCAGCCUCAGAUGCUACGUUGCUAGUGUUUAACUUUAUCUGUAAACUAUUUAUGUGUAUUUAGGUGGAUAUAUAAAUAUGUAACAAAGCGGAGCUUGAUAAAAAAAAAAAGAUGUCUGCGAAAACCGAACGGGCUUCGAUUGGAGAUGCAAAUAUUGGUAGUAUCAGCUGAAAAGUCACAUGCAUUCCUCCGUGUUUACCUCUGGACAAUAAACAGGUUUAACUAAGUCCGACUCAUAAGAAGAACUAGAUUAUACAAAAAUGUCUUGAUGCUUUUUUAGCUUAAGAGGAACGUAUAAAGUAUAUUUGGUGUAUUUAUUGAGCGUUUCAUCUCGAGUCGCCAUGGCAAGUGCUUUAGCAGCAAAAAUGGGAUUUAACUCUUUGAUCAGAAAACAAGCCAAAUACUUCAAAGUAAAGAUCUGCACGAUGGAAUCAGACUUGGAGUUCAAGUGCGAGCUGAAGUGGAAAGGAAAAGACCUCUUUGACUUGGUGUGCCGGACUUUGGGACUGAGGGAGACCUGGUUUUUUGGGCUCAGAUACAACGUAAAGGACACAGUGGCUUGGCUGAAGAUGGAAAAAAAGGUUUUAGACCAGGAAGUGCCAAAAGAGGAGCCCAUCACUUUCCACUUCCUGGCUAAGUUUUACCCUGAAAAUGCUGAGGAGGAGCUAGUGCAAGACAUCACUCAGCAUCUCUUCUUCCUACAGGUGAAGAAGAAGAUCCUUGAAGAAGAAAUCCACUGUCCUCCAGAGGCCUCCGUGCUUUUGGCUUCUUAUGCCGUCCAUGCCAAGUAUGGAGAUUAUGACCCCGAGGUUCAUAAACCAGGCUUCCUGGCUCAGGAGGAACUGCUGCCAAAGAGAGUUAUUAACCUGUACCAGAUGACUGCAGAAAUGUGGGAGGAGAGGAUCACUGCAUGCUAUGCUGAGCACAGAGGCAGAACAAAGGAUGAAGCUGAGAUGGAGUAUUUGAAAAUAGCCCAGGACUUGGACAUGUAUGGCGUCAAUUAUUUUCUAAUCAGGAAUAAAAAGGGAACAGAUCUUCUGCUGGGAGUGGAUGCCCUUGGUCUGCAUAUCUUCGAGCCAGAAAACAAGCUGACACCCAAGUGUUCCUUUCCAUGGAAUGAGAUCCGCAACAUAUCCUACAGCGACAAGGAGUUUACCAUCAAACCUCUGGACAAGAAAACCAACGUCUUCAAGUUUAACUCUUCCCGACUAAGAGUCAACAAGCUGAUCCUGCAGCUGUGCAUAGGGAACCAUGACCUGUUUAUGCGCCGACGGCGAGUGGACUCUCUUGAAGUCCAGCAGAUGAAGGCCCAGGCUAGAGAAGAGAGGGCCAGAAAGCAGGUAGAGCGACAGCGUUUGCAGAGGGAGAAGCAGCUGCGAGAAGAGGCAGAGAGAGUCAGGGACGAGCUGGAGAGGAGGCUCAUUCAGCUGCAGGACGAGGCUCACAUGGCCAAUGAAGCACUUCUGCGCUCAGAACAGACGGCAGACCUGCUGGCUGAAAAGGCCCAGAUCGCUGAGGAGGAGGCCAAGCUGUUGGCCCAGAAAGCUGCCGAGGCUGAGACAGAGAUGCAGCGCAUCAAAGUGACCGCCAUGCGUGGCCAGGAGGAGCGGCGCAUUAUGGAACAGAAGAUGCUGGAGGCUGAGAUGCGAGCGCUCAAGAUGGCUGAGGAGUCAGAAAGGAGAGCAAAAGAGGCGGAUCAGCUGAAGCAGGACCUGCAGGAAGCAAGGGAUUCAGAGCGCAGGGCAAAGAACAAGCUGCUGGAGAUUACCAGCAAGGCUAUCUACACGUCACCUGGACUUCCAUCUGACAGCGUCCCUCAAGACCUGAACUUCAGCAGAGAAAACCUCAGUUUUGAUUUCAAAGACACCGACAUGAAACGUUUGUCCAUGGAGAUUGAAAAGGAGAAAGUUGAGUAUAUGGAGAAAAGCAAACACUUGCAAGAGCAGCUGAAUGAGUUGAAGACAGAAAUUGAGAGUCUAAAGCUGAAAGAGAGAGAGACUCCUCUGGACAUCAUCCACAACCAGAACACAGAGCAGGGAACCAGCAAGCACAGCAACUUUAAAAAGCUCACACUACAAAGCACCAAGUCAAGGGUGGCCUUUUUUGAAGAACUUUAAACUCUGUAACAAGGAGGACCUUCUCUGUUCUACAUUCCUGACUGGACUACAAACCUCUUACUGUCUGAAAGAAAACAGCCAGCGAGCAGAUUCCCACUGCGUUAAACUCAUCAAGUUUAAUGGGAAAAUAUCUAAAGAAGAAGUAAACUGACUUUGAUGGACUUUUAUAGAGGAGUUUUUGAAACAUUUUCUUUGGAAUUACUUUAAGUCAAAUAAUAGUUUGUCUCAGCUAAAGGAGAAGCCAUAUUGCUCCUUUUCCACUGUGAGUCUAAUGAGAUUGUAUUUUGGAGUUUGGAAUCGUUCAUGUAUAAUGUCCAGUUGAAGUGACCUACAUUAUGAAUGAUGAGCUAUUUAGUACAGCAGGGGAAAUAAACCACUAACUUCAUCUAAACCAACAGCUUUAUAUCCAGAUCUACUAAUCCAUGUGGAGCGUUCUCACCGCGCCUCUGCUCUAACACUACAGAGUGGAAAUAUUAUGUCCUGUUAGAAUUUGUCUUCAUUUAAAGUGAAUAUUUCAGCCUUAAAGCUACAGUGUGUAAUUUUUAGCGACAUCUAACGUUCAGACUGCAGACCGCAGCAACAUGAACAUCUCCCCCCCACCGCUUCCCCCCCCCCAACAGUACGGCGAGCGUUACGGGACAAAAUG
Cyprinodon variegatus (sheepshead minnow) is the source of this 2975-nucleotide messenger RNA. RefSeq names its product neurofibromin 2 (merlin) (gene nf2a). Gene Ontology annotation, cellular component: adherens junction; filopodium; apical part of cell. Gene Ontology annotation, biological process: regulation of gliogenesis; regulation of cell shape; regulation of organelle assembly. The transcript is spliced from 16 exons. Bases 554 to 2329 code for a protein of 591 amino acids. NCBI's taxonomy places the organism in Eukaryota, Metazoa, Chordata, Actinopteri, Cyprinodontiformes, Cyprinodontidae. The record is from RefSeq and is a predicted model, not a curated record. Gene Ontology annotation, molecular function: cell adhesion molecule binding; actin binding.